Molecule: messenger RNA, 2017 nt
Organism: Branchiostoma floridae (Florida lancelet)
Lineage: Eukaryota; Metazoa; Chordata; Leptocardii; Amphioxiformes; Branchiostomatidae
Product: L-carnitine dehydrogenase-like
Exons: 9
Coding region: 83-1057 (324 amino acids)
Biological process (GO): fatty acid metabolic process
Molecular function (GO): NAD+ binding
Source: RefSeq, a predicted model, not a curated record
GCCAUGCACACUGUGACAGUGGUGUUUCUUCAACGCUUUUGUAACCAAGGAGGUUGAAAAGUCUGUCAACAGCGAGUGAGACAUGAAUGGAGGCUGUUCAAGCGAUGUGAGAACAGACACAGGAGUUCCCGAUGAGCGGAUAAAGAUAGCUGUGAUAGGAUGUGGUCUUCUGGGCACAAGAAUCGCAGGUGAACUGUGCCUGUGUGGUUGUGCUGUAUCCCUGUAUGACAGUGACAACACUGCCCUGAGUACAGCUGUGUCCAGGAUCCAUCAGGACUGGGAACACCUCAGGACACAGGGACUCCUUCUCAACCAACAUCCUCAGGCUAAUAACCUGAUCUGUGCCAGUAGUCUAGAGGCAGCUGUGGAAGGGGCCCAGUUUGUAUUGGAGGCUGUUGUUGAGGACCUCCAAGUCAAAAGUGACCUCAUGAGAAGAAUAUCUAGCACAUGUUCCCAGACUGCUGUCCUGGGUACCAACACUCUCACCCUGGACAUCACUGCCAUUUCAGAACAUGUGCUGCACAAACAGAGACUUAUAGGUAUACGAUUCCUGUACCCAGUGUACACCAUUCCAGAAGUAGAGGUGACUAUGGGUGGCAACACAGAUGCACAGGUUCUACAGAGAGUUGGUCGGCUGAUAGAACACUUGGGUAAGGUGUUGUUUGUGAGGACUGGUGACCCCCUCAUCCUCACACCACAGCAGGUUCAGUCCAGGCAGAUCGCAUGGAAGGAGAAGGUUCAGGCACAGCAGAGAGACAGGGGACCAGGAUCACAUGGAGGAUUAAAUGCUUCUAGUCAUGCAGUAGUUAGCAUGCUACAACAUGUACACUCAGCAACUAACUAUAGGACUGAAACAGAGGACAACAGACAUACAGAUUCCUCGCCGAGGGGCAAUGAAUGCAUCAUCUGUACAGAGCGGGAGAGGAACUGCCUGUUGAGUCCCUGUAACCACCUGUGCUGCUGCAUGGAGUGUGCCAAGUCCCUGACAAACAGGCACCAGAACUGCCCCAUGUGUCGGACACCUAUUGCUGAGGUCCUGAGGGUCUUCAGUGCGUAGGGUUUGUCUAAUGUUAGCUCAUUAACUUUGCUACUUAAUGAUCAUUCCAUUUUACACAUUAUAUAGUAUGUAUAUGAUAACGUGAUAACCAUUACAAGAAUGCUAUGACUUGUAAAAAAGUUAAAGGUUAUGGUAGUCCCAUAGCCUUUUCUGAGGCAGUAACGAGUAAGGACAGUGAGUUAUUAUCCAUUGUCUUAGGGCACAAUAUUGGAAGACAGAGCCCAACAUUCUCUUUCCACCAACUUUUACCUCCUCAACCAAACUCAGGUACCCAUUUGUACACCUAGAUAGAGUGAGGAACGUCCCAAGGGCACAAUAUUGGCAGUGGAGGAUUUGAACCUAGGACCUCUGAGUUCUGGGACAAACAUCCUGAUCUUUACGCCAACAAAACACUAACAUAACUGCUUAGACUUGUGUCACAUACAAUAUGGAUUGCUGGGACAUACAUGUAUGUCUGUAACAGUUACUGAGAUAUCAAGGGCUAUAGAUUCCAAAGUAACAAGAGGGGCAAGAUUGUAUUCCUUGUACCAUAUAACCUCAUCUCAUGUUGUGUCAAUUGCUCUGUGCAAUGCUCUGUGCAAUAGUAGACACUCGAAAGUAAGGCUCUCUGUCUGAGACGAAUGAACUACAAACAUUAUUGUACAGGUUUUGGUCCAGGAGUGAUAUUAUGUUAAGUAUAUUAUAUUAUAUGUGUGUGUGUAUGUAUAAAGAAAAUGUAAAAAUAACUUCAAUGUAUGUUUGUGUUGUCCUAGUAAUAUUCAUCAUGCAGUUCAUGGUGAAACAUUUUCCCAUCAUGGACCUACAUGUACAUGUACUAAUAGCAUGUGCAUGACUGUAUAUUUGUGUGAUCAUGAUGUUACUGCAUGUGUUUGCUAGCAUUGGUGCCAUCUUCCAUAGUGACCGCUGGUUCGAUCUUUUCCUUUGCUAAUACCCCCCUCACAUUAGGCAAAAAUUGAUCAG